This is a messenger RNA of Cryptotermes secundus, 9397 nucleotides long. It is a transcript of the gene Mical, whose product is annotated as F-actin-monooxygenase Mical. Gene Ontology annotation, molecular function: protein binding. The transcript has 32 exons. Bases 362 to 9049 code for a protein of 2895 amino acids. The record is from RefSeq and is a predicted model, not a curated record. Lineage: Eukaryota; Metazoa; Arthropoda; Insecta; Blattodea; Kalotermitidae.
UGUUUGUACAGUUUGCUUUAGAAGCCUGUACCAGUAUAGAAUGCAAAUUAUAGUUUCGUAUCGUGUUUUGAUUUCGGCCGUUUAUUUAUUUAAUUUUGUUUAAAGACUUUCCUUGUGCUCUUGGUGAUUAUUCAGCGUGUCAAGUCACUGCCUGCUUUUACGGAGCCCGGAGGUUAAUGACGUUAUUCACUGAAAUCCAGUUCACAUUUCGACGACCUUUUCCUGAGUGGUGAGGUCUGUUAGAAGCUUGCAGACACACAAACGAGAGGAUGUCUACUCACUCUGCUGUGGACAGCCUCAGCCAUCGCUCCCAAAUUGAUUUAGUUAUUGCUGAAGUACAAAGGUAAUUUACUCCUGAAGCAUGGAACACAGGAAGCAACCUGUCCCUCAAGAAAUUGCUCUUGCGUCAGAUGUGUUCGAUCAGUUCUGCAAUUCCUCUACACUGAAAAGCAUCUUAGGUCAUCACAGGCAACUAUGUGAACUGCUGCGCAUCAAGCCUACAGUCUUUCCUCAUUUCUACCCAAAACUUAAGGCAAAACUUCGCUCUUGGAAAGCUCAAGCUCUCUGGGCAAAAUUUGACAAGCGAGCUAGUCAUAAAUGUUACAAUAGAGGUAAAGCUUGCCCUAACACACGUGUUCUGAUCAUUGGAGCAGGACCAUGUGGCCUUCGUACUGCCAUAGAGGCACAGUUGUUGGGGGCAAAGGUUGUGAUAGUAGAAAAGCGUGAUCGUAUCUCCCGGAACAAUGUACUUCAUCUGUGGCCUUUUGUAAUUCAAGAUCUCAGAGCACUUGGUGCCAAGAAAUUCUUUGGAAAAUUCUGUGCCGGUGCCAUUGAUCAUAUUAGUAUUAGGCAGCUGCAAUGCAUUCUCUUGAAAGUGGCCCUUAUUUUGGGAGUUGAAAUACAUGAAGGAGUUAGUUUUGAACGCCUGCUUCCUCCACCUGAUGAGCAAUCAGAUGAAAAGAUUGGAUGGAGAGCAGAAGUGAGUCCUGCUGACCAUCCAGUUAGUCAGUAUGAAUUUGAUGUCCUCAUCGGUGCAGAUGGCAAAAGGAACACAUUAGAUGGAUUCAAGAGAAAGGAAUUUAGAGGAAAGCUUGCCAUUGCCAUCACAGCAAAUUUCAUAAACCGUCGCACAGAAGCAGAAGCUCGUGUUGAAGAAAUCAGUGGAGUUGCAUUCAUUUUCAACCAGAAAUUCUUCAAAGAUUUAUAUGAAGCCACUGGAAUUGAUUUGGAAAACAUAGUAUAUUAUAAAGAUGAAACCCACUAUUUUGUUAUGACAGCAAAGAAACAUAGCCUAAUUGAUAAAGGAGUGAUUUUACAGGACUAUGCAGAUACAGCAAAACUUCUUGCACCAGAAAAUGUUGAUAAAGAUGCCUUACAAAGGUAUGCACGGGAAGCAGCUGAUUUCUCAACUGAAUAUAUGCUCCCUCAGUUGGAGUUUGCAGUGAACCAUUAUGGACAACCAGAUGUAGCCAUGUUUGAUUUCACAUCAAUGUUUGCUGCAGAAAAUGCAAGCCGUGUUGUGGAAAGACAUGGGCAUAGAUUGCUACAAAUUUUAGUAGGAGACAGUUUAUUGGAGCCUUUCUGGCCUACAGGAUCUGGUUGUGCCCGAGGUUUUUUGAGUUCUUUGGAUGCUUGUUGGGCAGUGAAAAGCUGGGGUAGUGGUCAAGCUACCCCACUUGAUGUUCUGGCUGAAAGAGAAUCUGUAUACCGACUCUUGGGUCAAACAACACCUGAAAACCUUCAGAGGGACACAGUUUCAUACACUCUUGAUCCUCACACUAGAUAUCCAAACCUUAACACUAGAUGUGUUUUAGCAAUUCAAGUGCGUGGACUGUAUGAUUCCGAUGACCCAGCGAGUGUAGAGCAGUGCUUGGUCUCUGCUACAGUUCAGGAGAUGCCAAAGAAGAGACGGAGAAAAGUUAAGGAUUCACAAGUUCACCCAGAUACUUUACUUCACUGGUUGAAGAAACAAGUUGCCUUGUAUGACACUGUGCAUGUAGAAGAUAUGACUCAUUCUUUCAAGAAUGGACUUGUCCUGUGUGCAAUAGUACAUCGCUACCGACCAGAUCUUCUGGAUUUUCAUGCUCUGUCACCAGAGGACGUUGCUGCAAAUAAUCAGUUGGCCUUUGAUACUUUGGAACGGGAAUUAGGAAUUCCUCCAGUAAUGACAGGGCAAGAAAUGGAGCAGUGUGAUGUACCAGAUAAACUUACAAUGCUUUCUUAUCUUUCACAAAUCUAUGACACUUUCCGCGGGGAAAUACCACACAUUAAACAUCCAAAAUUGGAAGAGCCAGAAGUGAAAGAAGAUCAUUUUACACCACCCAGGAUUGCUCAAUUACGCAGCCUUACACCAACACAGAAAGUCUCACUCUUAGGUCGCAUCACGUCACAGCAUCAUCAUGCACGUCCUAUACAAAUCCGUAAGCCAGUAGGUGUAGUUAGUUCUCCAGUAGUUACAGCAGGGGAAAGAAAAGUGGAUUCCCUCCGUCGGCAGCGCAAAAGGAGAAGCAACGAUAAGGACAAAAUAGGAAAUAUGGAGAGACCAGCAAACGUCACGGAAGACCAAUGGAAUCGUUGGCAAGAGAUCCGACAAAACCGGUCUGAGAGGGUGGUGCGUAGGAAAUACAUGCUUGAGCUCGCAAAAAGGCAUUUGCAUAAGAGUAUGCAGAUGCUCGAGACAAAUGCUAAACGUGAAGAUUCAGCACCUUUUGAGGACUAUUCUCUAUUCGUAUACCGUCAAACAGCCCCUGCUUUUCAAGAUCGUGUCAGAGAUUUGGAACUGAAACUAUUUUAUCCAGAUCAUGAAGCAAGGAUUUUAAUAGAAGCUCGCAAAGGUGCUGUGGAUAAAGACUUAUCAGGUCGUAUCAAAACUUUGGAGGAGAAAUUGAAGGGUACAGCUGUUGAUAAAAAGCCAAAAGACCUGCGACGUGCAAUAGGAAAAAUAGAAAAGACAGAUUGGAAUGUAAGAGAAAUAGAGAAGAAAAUACUUGAGAAUAAGAUGGGAUGUGGCAUAAAACAUGAAAGACCAGAGAAGGUACCGAAAUGGAGUCGUGAGCAAUUUGAUGACAAGUUUCAAGCAGUAAAGUCAAAACUUCAAAAGAAAGGCCAUGACAAGGAGAUGCCACAUAAGUAUGCUGAUAUUGAUGAAAGUUUCAAGCAGUUUGACAGAAAACUUAAAGAAGCAACCCUUGUGCAAGUGGGACCCCGUGGCAGUAACAAAGUAUCAGCUAUUGCAGAACAGCUUUCUGGCCGGAACCAGGAACCAGAGAAACCCACCACCCAGAAAUCGAAUUCAAAGCCUGCACUAUUCUUGCCUACCCAAGGUGGUUCAGAGUCUUGUCACUUCUGUGGGAAAAGAGUUUACCUCAUGGAAAGGCUAAGUGCAGAAGGGAGAUUCUUCCAUCGGGGCUGUUUCCGUUGUGAAUACUGUAGCACCACUUUGAGAUUGGGUAAUUAUUCAUUUGACCGGGAGGGUAAAUUUGGGAGUAGAUUUUUUUGCACACAGCAUUUUGGUCUCCAGGGAAGCCAGAGAAUGAAACUGAGGAGGAAGAGUGAUGAAUUUAUAUCUGGCCUUGACAAGGAGAACAUUCCUGCCAAAUCAUCACCAAAAACACCAGAGAAGGCAAAAUCCUUAUCUGAGACGAUGGACAGGAUGGCACUCACAGAACUGGAUAUGCUGGAUGCCAAGACUACACCAGAGCGAAUAGAAUUUGAGAAUCUGACAGCAGCUGCUUCAGAUGUAGAGGAAGCCCCUAGUGAAAUGGAUGAAGAUGAAUGGACUGAUCGUAAUUUUGGGGCAUCUGCUGUUGAAGGAUCCAGUGAUUCCAUUUCAGAUCUGAGUGAUUCUGAAGAGGAAGCAAAUGAAGUUUUUGAAGAGGCAAUUGAGCAGCCUUUGACUCUAGAUGAAACCCGCCGUUUGGCUGAAACGUGGACACGCCGGUAUUCAAAGACCCCUGAAGACAAACAGAAUGGUGUUGAUAAAGGAGUAAGACAGGAAGGGGAAGAUGAAGAUAGUGAGAGUUAUGAAUAUGAAGAGAGUGAUGACCUGAGCUACCCAGAGUAUGAAAGUGAUGAUGAUGAGAGUGAGACAGCCACUGAAGGGGAGGAUGAGAUCCGAGCACGUGAACUGCGGAAACAAGAAGUACACCUGAAAGUGCCAGAAAGACCAAAAGGAAGGCAAGAGUCAGACACUGGUUCUGAUACUGAGGUUGGUUCUGAUGAUUACACAUCAACUGAAUCUGAAAGUGAGGAGGACGAAGAAGAAAACUCUGCAACAGAAAUUGAGACGGAUUCAGAAUUUGAACAUGAUGGGACAACUCCAACACAGCAUGAUGUUCCUUCCAUUUUGAUAGAUGAUAGCAACAUCACGUACAGACGUGGUCGACGUGUGCCUGAAGAGCCCAAGAAGGUGCAGGUCCGUACUGGACACAUUUUACGCCCCAUGAAUGGCACUCUUCUCAAAAGUCCAAUUAUUCAGAAGCAAGCACAUGAUGGGGUGAAGCUUGAAUUCUCUCCUCUGCAGCCAGAGGCUGAGUCUGGCAAAUCUGCAAGUCUGUCUAAUCUGAAUGCAGGAAGUAAUGUUGUUAAUAACAACACUACCAGAACACCACCUGUAGUAAAGCCUACUCCUCUCAUCAAUCCUCGACGUGGUGAUUAUUUUCUUAAUAGAACCCACUCUACAGAAGGCAUUGCUUCAAAGAUGUCCCUGGAACUAAAAAAGAAAUACCUCUUAGGGGCUUCAGGACUUGCUGGUUCUGUAAAAAAAUCAGGUUCAGCCUCCACUCUAGACUCAAAAUUUAAGAGCUUUGUAGAUAUGAUAUCAGAGCACCAGAAGCUAUUAAAUCCUGCACCAGAACCAAGUCCUACGAUGCAGGCAUUUCUUCAAGGAACAUCCAGACUGCACGCCUCCCUCGCUAGUAAUCCUCUGUCUCCCCCCUCUCCCACAAUUCUCAGUCCUCCACUGAAGCUCCCCCCCUCCCCAUCCCAGCAACCAGCACUGUUGUCAUGCAGGCAGAAAGAAUUGCCUCUUGGUGAUGGGUUUGAGCAUGUUUGUGGUUUGGGUAAAAGAGAAGCGGAAAUGAAAAUUUCUUCUAAUAAAGAGGGAGCUGAUAAUUUGGCAGGGGAUAAACUUGAUAUAUCUAGUGGUGUUCCCAAAAGUGACAGUAUAGAACAGGCUUCUAAGUUCAGUGAUGCAGAAAUUGAAAAAGUGAAUUCAUUUGUAGAACAGAAUGUAACAGAUGCUGAUAGUCACAAAAAUGGUCAUUUGCUUCCUGCAGAAAGUAAAUUGUAUGUUGAUAUGGAGAUGUCUAAACCCAGUAUUACUGAACAGCAGCCUGAGGAAGAAUUUGAGUGCCGGCCACGUAGCCCAGUUCAUGAGACUUCAAUAGUGGUACCUGAGGUGCCAUGGAAAACUGUUGGCAAUGAUGCCAGUUGUGGUAUCGGUGGGAGUGGUAAUGGUGAUGAGGAUGAUGAUGAUGAUGAUGACAUUGUAACUGAUUCACUCUCAUCAUCUAGCAGUGCUAGUGAUUUGGAACAUAGUGAAAGUGAGCAUAAAAGCAAACCAUCUUCCUUCUGUAUUAUACAAGACCGAACUCCACCAAGAGUGGAAAUUCAUAAUUCCAGUGGUGAACUUAUGACUGAGCUAGCUGAAGACAGGCCUAAGACUGAUAAAUCCAGUGAUGAAAUGAUUUUACCACAGUUCAUAGAAGUUAUUAAUUCUGUAGAUCCUAGUACUGAAGGAGGCAAGAAAACUGCAGAUACUCCAGUUAGUGAACAUAAGAGUUCUGACAUGACAAGUGAUCGAAGCAGCACUUCAACUCCACCAUCGACAAGAGGUGGAGACUCUGAAUCAUAUCACAAUGAAGCCACUCUAGCAGAGACGGAGUUGUCUGACUGGGCACAAGAUGCUGAUGCAGUUGUUUCAGAAGAUCUUGAGGAUGCAGAGUUCAAUAUUGAUCCACGUUAUGUUACAGUCCGCCGACACAGGAAACCUAAAACCAUUAGAAAAAGUGACAGUGAAUUGAGUAAACAUGUGAGAAUUGCUAGAAGUGAGGAUUUUGAUUUUGAUGAUGGUCCUGGACACAUAUGUGGUAUUGAUAAAAGAGUAAAAGAUGAACAGGGGCCUAGUCAAGACUUUCCUUCAAACCCAGCUUCACGUCUGUUUUCAGACAUGGAUAACAUUGAAUUUAUGGACACUGGUGAAGAGGAAAGUGGAUCAGAUGAUGUGUUAGGUGUAGCAAAUAAAGCACUUUUGCACAACAGUGGUUAUGUACAGUUUGUAAAUGCCAUCGAUGAUGAGGAUUUAUCAACACCGGUGGUGGAAACACCAACCAUAGCUCAUGAGCUGCUUACCACAUCCAUACCACCAUCUGUUGUGUUAAGUGAGUGUGAAAAAGACAGUGAUAGUUUGGAGGCCUUGGAUAUGCUUAGUCAGGUUGAGGCUAUGAACAGGGAAUUGGUGGUGGCAUCAGCAGGCGAGGAUGAAGAAAGCUCUCUUCAGCCAGAAGGUACAACAACAGAAGAAACCACAACUAGUGAAAUAGUUACAGUGAAGGACAGUCCUGUAGAUGUUCCACAGGCUGAGACAUCUGGCAGAGAUGAUGUCUUCUACACACCAAUGCAAGAAUCUACAAAAUCAGCAGAUGAAACUUCUGCUGAUCCUGUUACACCUUCAGAUGAUCCAACUGGUACAGCAUAUGAGGAGUAUGUUCGUCGCCUCCAAGGCCGCAUAUCUCCAUUCAGCAAUGUACGGGACUCCAUAGAUGUUAGAAAGUCUAGAAGACGGAAUAAGGGCAUGCACCAUCAGCCUAGAACGCAAGAGCUCAUUGCAGAGGAAAGUGAAGGUACUUCAACUUCACGAGUUGUUGGUUCAAGUUUCAAUUCACCUGGUACAUCAAGAAAACUUGAAGCAAUAUUAAGAGAGAGAUCCAAGCAGAAAGAUCUUAUACAUGAAAUGGUCAUGGACAAACUCCUGGCACAGAAGAAGUCACCUCAUGAAAAGAAAGGUAAAAGACUUUCUCGUGGACCCUUGAAUUCGUUUACACAAUCACAAAACUGCCAACCAGAUGCUGGAGUAAAUUAUGAAGGCUUAACUGUAGGGUCAUGCAAAGAAGUGCCUGAAAGUCUUGGGACAAUGAAAACUAUGACAGAAAUUGGUACAGAUAAGGAUGUAAUUCAUACAUCACCAAGGGGGGGAACAACAGAUGAUAGUAACCAGGGACAUUGUGUCCAUCAGGACCUGGAAGUGCCUUUUGCUGAUGAUUCAACACCAGCUGGUGAAGAGACUGAAGAAUUUUAUACACCUAUGACAUCCUUUAAGAAACAGUCAAGAUAUUUACAACUUAGGCAACGACCUCUAUCUGUUCAUGCAUUGUUCAGGUCUGAUGAACAUGCAGAAGGUAGUGUUUCAGAAAGAAAUUCCUCUUGCCUACCUGAAACUCCGCUUACUAAUCCAGAGGCAUUUUCAUUACCAGAUAUUAGGAAAGCUUUGUUCAACACUUCAGUUGAAAUGUUAAAAACUCCUGUUGUACCUGCACGAAGACGAAAGGAAGAGGCUAAAAAUGCUUUGGAGAGGGAACGAGCCAGAGAAGAAGCCAGACUUAGGGCUCAACUCAAGACUGAUGAGGAGCUGGGCCUGAGUCCUGAGGAUUACAUCAAGAUUUUAAGACAGAAAGUUCCCAAACGGCACGCAUCAGAUGCUGGCUCAAGUACCAAGCGACAUGGUAUACUUCGAAGUUUAUCAGAACCUGGUGAAGAGCUGAAAAUCAGUGAAUGUUCUAGCUCAAAUAUGCAAGAUGAACCUCCUCCAUGUGACUCCAAUGAACAUUCAUCUUCUACUACCCCAGCUGUCAGCAGACUUUCCCCAAGUCCUGUUGGUACUCCACUCCCAUCUUAUCAACAACUGCAGACUUCAAGUGAAGGCACCAGUGGUGUUGCUUCUCCUUCAAGUGCACCAUUAUCCAAGACACCUUUCCAUUUGGAGGGAGACUUGAGUGUGUCUCUCACACAAAGUGAUGGUGCAAAGGACACAAGGAGGAAGUCCAAGGACCGUGAACGUCGAAGAAGUAUUAUCCAAGCUGUUUCAGACUUCUUCCAUAAGAAGAAAGAGUCCUCUGGAAGUUCAUCUCCACCCAAAAUAACAAUGGGAAGCAGUCAUUCUGCUAAAGACAAAUUUUCCAGAUUCCGAUUAAAUAAACACAAGGAUAAAGGAAAGUCAGAAAAUAAUUCAUGGUCGGAUGACUCAGAUGAGAAAGCCCCACUGAUGCCAGUUGAUGUGCGGUCUAAGAGUGUUGGUGAGGAGCGCAGUAACAAUUGUUUGGGUUUCAUCUCCACCAGUGAUACAGCUGCACCACCCAUUCCACCACCACCAGUUAACUAUCAGGGUGGGCCUUUUCCAAGAGUUUCAGAAGACAGUUAUUCAGAGCCAGAAGAAGACUCACGAGCCACAGUUCUCUCUACUCCUACGCAUGACACAGCAUCUGUAGAUGGAGUUACAGACAGCCUUAACAGGCGACAUUCAAGGAUGAAUCAGCGCAUGGCUCGGCAAGCUCAGCUCAAAAGAUUGCGAAUGGCUCAAGAAAUUCAGCGUCAGCUGGAGGAGUUGGAAGUCAAACAGAGAGAACUGGAAGAGCGAGGCGUGAGUGUUGAGAAAGAACUGAGAGGAGAAGGCAUGGAUGCUGAGUGUAAAGAAGAGUCAGAACUCUUGAGAGAGUGGUUUUUUUUGGUGCGGGAACGCACCGAGUUACGGCACUAUGAGCGAGAAUUGAUGGUUAGAGCUCAAGAAAUGGAGUUAGAAGACCGACAUGCCCGGCUUCGGCAGGAACUUGAAGGCAGGAUGAGCAUAGAUGAUUCAAGUAAGUCCAGUGAAGAUGUUGUGAAGGAGGGUCAGAUUCUAAGAGAGAUGCUGGAGAUCGUAGAGCGACGAGACUCGCUUAUUGCAUUGCUGGAAGAAGAUCGACAAAGGUAUCAAGAAGAAGAUAGGGACCUUGAAGCACAGAUGCUUGCGAAGGGACUUCGACUCACACCCUUGAGGAAGGAAUCAGAUGUGUAAUUCUGCCUUGAAUAAGGUUUUGAUUGUCCAGUUGUAAAGUCUGUGCAUUUAUCUCCAAAAUAUAAUGCUUACAUUUUUUUAAAAAAUAUUAUUCAAAGUGGAGGACGUUUCAAGGUUUAUUACCACUUACCAUAAUUAUAUGAAAGAAAGAUCAUAUGCAUUGUGGUAAUGAUGGUUAUCUCUAUUGUUUGCAUCCUGUUGUGUGUCAUGAUAUGGGACACUGUGGGCGUCAACACAACAAAUGCUUACAAAUAAAACAACCUAACUGUUUACAUUACUUACUUACUUACUCAUGUGAGAGACCAAGUUUCACACCAAUACAGAACCACAGGCAAAAUUAUAGUUUUG